Molecule: messenger RNA, 3382 nt
Organism: Hemibagrus wyckioides
Lineage: Eukaryota; Metazoa; Chordata; Actinopteri; Siluriformes; Bagridae
Gene: znf143a
Product: zinc finger protein 143a
Exons: 15
Coding region: 1436-3214 (592 amino acids)
Biological process (GO): regulation of transcription by RNA polymerase II; central nervous system development
Cellular component (GO): nucleus
Molecular function (GO): RNA polymerase II cis-regulatory region sequence-specific DNA binding; DNA-binding transcription factor activity, RNA polymerase II-specific
Source: RefSeq, a predicted model, not a curated record
CUGUUUUGGCGUCAAAAAGAAGUAGUACAGUUUGUCCAGUGCAUGAGAUGCUUUUUAAUCGGAGAAACAUUAGAAGCUAGAAUUUGGAGCUGGAUAAUUUCACACAUCUGUCCUGCUGCAGUAAAUAUCCCGGACACUGGUUAGCACGGAUUCCGCUUUAAUGUUGUUGUUAAUGUCAUAGAUUAAUGUGGGAGCUGUAGCUAACUUGUGUAAGGUCCUGAGCUAACUCAGUAGAGAGCGGUUACUCGGGAGGUGUAGUAACUCAAGCUAAUGUUUCCUCAGAGCUGAUAUUUAAUAUUGCAGUGUUGUGGUUUAGGACGAAGCCGAUCCGCGGUGAGGACCUGAUCCCAUCUGUUAGCUAACUUUUAAACUAUUUACAGGAACAAUUAACUGCCUGUCUCUCUGUCCAUCCUUCUGUUAUUCUGUCGGUCUGUCCGCCCGUCUGCCUGCUUAUCUGUCUGUCUGUCUGCCGGGCUAUCUGCCUGCCUGGUUGUUUGUCUGUCUGUCUGCUUAUCUGUCUGUCUGUUUGCCGGUCUGUCGUUCUUCCUGACUGUUUAUCUAUAUAUCUGUCUGUCUGUCUGUCUGUCUGUCUUUCUGCUUGACUGUUUAUCUAUAUAUCACUAUUUUCCUUGAUAGUGAUAGUGAUAGUUAUAUAUCUGUCUCUCUGUCUUUCUGCCUAACUGUUUAUUUAUAUGUCUGUCUGUCUGCCUGACUGAUUAACUAUAUAUCAGUCUGUCUUUCUGCUUGGCUGUUUAUCUGUCUGUCUGUCUGUCUUUCUGCCUGACUUUAUUUAUAUGUCUGUCAGUCUGUCUGCUUGCCUGUCUGUCUUUCUGCCUAAGUGUUUAUCUAUAUAUCUGUCUGUCUGCCUGGCUGUUUAUCUGUCUGUCUGUCUGUCUUUCUGCCUGAUUGUUUAUCUAUAUAUCUGUCUGUCUGCAUGCCUGUCUCUGUAUUUGUUAAUCUACCCCCUCUGUUUGUUUGUCUCUAUCUAUCUAUCUAUCUAUCUAUCUAUCUAUCUAUCUAUCUAUCUAUCUAUCUGAUAAUAAUGGAGCUCGGCAGUAUGGUACUUUAUUAUGUUUAAGUUGUCUUUAUACAUAACUAAACAGUGAAACUCUUUCUUUGCAUAUCCCAUCCUUGGGGGUUGGGGUCAGAGCACCCCUGGAGCAGGGUGGGUUUGGGGCCUUGUUCAAGGGCCCACCGGUGGCAGCUUGGCAGUGCUGGGGCUUGAACCCUGAUCUUCCGGUCAAUGACCACCACCCUAAUGAAUACCCUUAAUGAAUUAAGCAAGUUGAUAUAAAUUAUAUAUCCAUCUCUAUAUACGUUACCUCAGUAAAACCACCCUCUCCCCCCUUUCUUCUGAUUCCUUACUCGUCUUGGAUAUAAUAUAGCCAGCUGGAUUAUCAGUGCUGCUGUGUGAGUGAUUGCUCCCAUUGGGACCAUGCUGCUGGCUACAGUAAACCAGGGAGGAGCAGAAUUCACACAUGGGCGAGGUGAUGCUCAGAACUUCACUUUGUGCCUCAGUGACAUUUCAGAGGAGCAAUACACGGACGGCUUGGAGGCUGUGACUCUCGCUGACGGCUCGACUGCAUAUAUCCAGCGUAAUACUCAGGAUACUGAAGCAUUAUCAGCUUUAGAUGGGAGUGUACUGGAGGGGCAGGUUAUCCAGCUGGAUGAUGGUGCUACUGCUUACAUUCAGCAUAUUGCUGUACAAAAUGGAGAGGAGUCUAAUGGAUUGUCCGGUGCUGCUACGAGUGAUGUUGUGGAAAGUCUGGAGGCUGGACAGGCCGUGCAGUUAGAAGAUGGAAGCACUGCUUACUUACAUCACAUACCUAAAGAGGUGUACGAUUCCCCUGCGCUCCAGGCAGUACAGCUAGAGGACGGCUCCACCGCCUUCAUCCAGCACACGCUGCAGAUGUCACAGCCAGAUACAAUUCUGGCCAUCCAGGAAAGUGACACAGUGUCUGAUCUUCCUCUGGAGGAAAUCACAGACCCUGAGGCUGUCACUGUGCUGGAACAGUACGGCGCUAAGAUAGAAGACAUGGAACCUUAUGCAAACUCUGGUUUGCUUACAAAUGAGAAUGUAGUGCAGAUUGUUUUUCCAAGUCAGGAUGGCCAUCGCAGUGUACAGCAGCCUGAAGAGAAAUCGUUUCAGUGCAGCUAUGAAGGAUGCAGCAAACUUUACACUACAGCAUAUCACCUCAAGGUACAUGCCAGAGUGCACACAGGUGACAAGCCUUACUGUUGUGACAAACCCGGCUGUGAAAAAAAGUUUGCAACAGGGCAUGGGUUGAAAAGCCACAUGAGGACACACACUGGUGAAAAACCCUACUGCUGUACAGAAGUGAACUGCAAAAAAUCUUUCAAGAACUCAGGAGACCUCCAAAAGCACAUCCGAAUCCACACAGGAGAAAAGCCCUUUCUUUGUUCGUACGAAGGCUGCGGUCGGUCUUUUCGGACCUCUAACAUUUGCAAGGUUCACAUGCGCACGCACACCGGGGAGAAGCCGUACCACUGCACCGAGCCAGGCUGCAACCGGGCCUUCGCCAGUGCGACCAAUUACAAAAACCACAGCAGGAUCCACACUGGUGAAAGGCCAUACGUUUGCACUAUUCCUGGCUGUGACAAGCGCUUCACCGAGUACUCGAGUCUGUACAAACAUCAAGUGGUUCACACGCCCUGCAAACCGUACGAGUGCAGCCACUGUGGGAAGACCUACAAGCAGAUCUCCACGCUGGCGCUUCACAAGCGCACAGCACACAACGACUCGGAGCCCAUCGAGGAAGAGCAUGAGGACUACGAGCCUCCAGCAGAAGCCAUCGACGAUCCCUGCAUGAACGAUACUUCGGUGGAAAGCAUAGCACCUUGCUCAGAUAUGACCUCUGACUUCACAGCACAGGAGCAGGUCACCCUCGUCACACAGGAUGACGCUCAUCAGGUGGUUGCCAAUACGAUCACCAUGGUAACGCAUGAUGGUGACAUGCUCACCCUUCCAGCCAGUGAGUCAUUGCUGUCAUCUUCUAAAGUCACCAUGGUAACAGCUGACAGCAAAGAGGGACAGACCAGACAGGAAGUUACUCUUCCACACCCAUUUACUCUUCUGACGACUUCUAACGGAAAACAAGUUGCUGUUGAGCUCAGAGAACAGCUGACGCUGGAGGAAGCUCUGAGAAUCGCGUCAGCUAUCCAGCAAGGAGCCUCGGCAGAGCUGGAACAUUAACACGUUAACUCUGAUUAAAAUACUACUUUUUGUGCGCUUAUUUUGCUCAAUUGUUAAACCUUGGUCUAUAGAUCUUCCUGUUUACAUUCAUAUUUUUUGAUUAUGUAUGUAUGUAUAAAAGAUCAGAAAGGCUGUGUGGAUUAAAAUAAAGAGCUUUAUAAAACUUUA